AUGAAGGCGGGAGAUCCUGACAAUCACAUCGCUCAGUACAAGCAACGCAUGCUAGCCGUAACAAUCCCCCGGGAUGCACGGGAACCUACCAUGUGCAAGGGAUUCGGAUUGACCUUGACUGGCCCUGCUCUCCAAUGGUACAUCAAUCUUCCUACCAAGUCCAUUAAGUCCUUUGCAGCUCUUAGCGACAAGUUCGUAGAGCAAUUCGCUAGCAGUCGCAACCUAGAGAAAAACUCAGACGACCUCUAUGAAGUCCUCCAGCAUAGGAACGAACCCCUUCGUUCCAACAUAGCACACUUCAACCAAGAGAAGGUGGCUAUCCUUGAGUGCAACGCUGAUACAGCUAUCUCGGCCUUCAAGCGAGGUCUGCUCCUGGAGGGAGAUCUCUACAAGGAGCUGAUUAAUUAUAAGUGUAGGACUAUGGAGGACGUAUUGUCCCGUGCUUGGGAUCAAGUAAGAUGGGAAGAAGAUGUUGCAAGUAGGGCCAAAACCUAUCCAAAGUAUGAUCAUAUGUCCUUAAAGCCAACUAGGAACGAUCGCGAUGAGCCCUCUCCUCUCAUGUCCACUAGGGAGACUAGCAAUCCGAGCAGGGGCAGGUAUCAGCAUCGCCUUCUGCCUAGAUCCGAAGGAAUGAUGGUAUCCACAUGGUCUGACUCCCAUCUUGCGAUAUCAAAGCCGGAGCUAAUCGGUGUCCUGCGAGAAAUGGGUCGUCAAGUCAAAUUGCCCCCUAAGAUGAAGGCCUCAGAGGCUAAUCGAAACCCCAAGCGGUGGUGCGAGUUUCAUAGUGACCAUGGUCACACUACGGAAGAUUGUAUAGCCCUGAAGAUGGAAGUCGCUGAGCUUCUCAAGAAAGGUCACCUAAGGGAGUUCCUCUCACACAAGGCCAAGAACCUUCUGAAUAAGGAAGGUCCCGGUCUCCCUACUGAAGCAGCUCCCGCAUUGCCACCACUGCAAGACCGGGUGAUCCAUGUUAUCUCAGGCGGAUCCGAAGUACGCGGAAUCAGUAGUGCUGCUGCCAAGAGAAGUACUCGCAAACCAGGAACGGCCAAGAGUCCGAGGGUCCUAAGCGCCUACUCCUCGGAACGGAUGAGAUCAGCUUCACCGCAGGGGAGCAGGAGAAGCAACAUUAUCUUCCGCUCGGCCUACGCCGACCUAGGGUUAGAACCUACGGCCCAUACUAGAAAGGCGACUCCCCUUGUAGGCUUCAGUGGAGAGGUAAAGCAAACCUUAGGAGAGGUUCUACUCCCAGUGUAUGCCGAGGGGAUAAACCAGGCCAUUAAAUUCCUAGUCGUCGACUGCCCUUCAUCGUAUAAUGUGAUACUAGGAAGGCCUUGGAUCCACGACAUGGGAGCUGUACCUUCGACUUUGCAUCAACUGGUCAAGUUUCCAACUCCCUGGUGUUGGGCACGAAUAUGGCCCGAUAGCUGUCUGCUGAAUGAUGAAAAAUGGUAA
Molecule: messenger RNA, 1452 nt
Organism: Raphanus sativus (radish)
Lineage: Eukaryota; Viridiplantae; Streptophyta; Magnoliopsida; Brassicales; Brassicaceae
Exons: 2
Coding region: 1-1452 (483 amino acids)
Source: RefSeq, a predicted model, not a curated record